Mesocricetus auratus (golden hamster) is the source of this 1032-nucleotide messenger RNA. Its product is annotated as COMM domain-containing protein 6-like. Gene Ontology annotation, molecular function: NF-kappaB binding. Bases 579 to 980 code for a protein of 133 amino acids. Lineage: Eukaryota; Metazoa; Chordata; Mammalia; Rodentia; Cricetidae. The transcript has 2 exons. The record is from RefSeq and is a predicted model, not a curated record.
CGGGAAAAAGGGAGUCGGGGAGCCUGGUGUCGUGGCACGUUGCCGGGGCAGUAGAGAGCAGAGAGUUGGUACCACGAUACAGGCCAGCUGCUGUCUGUGGACAGAGAUCCUUCCAGGAUAAGCAAAACAUCUACAAAUGCCAGAAGGAAGGAAGCAGAUAAUGGAGAGAAAAGCAGAAGGACCAGGCUGGUUAGCAUCAUGGCCAGGUUUCACUCUGGCUCCAGUGGAGUCUCGUGAUUUGAAGGAAAAGGGAAGACCUUACUUUGAAAUUAUCAGAGAAGGACCUUGAGGGAAAAUUAGAAUCCACAAUUAUAUAGUUUCUGGAAGCCAGAAACCUGAGAGGGAUUUGUCUGUCUGUCUGUCUAUUUAUUUUAACCGGUGAGACGUGGAAACCAGAACACUCAAAGUCAAGAUUUUUAGCUCCAUGCCAACAUGUUCCAGUGGCGCCUCCUGCUGGCCACUUCAAAAAAGUCCUUGCAAACCGUCCCAUCCGGAUCUGAAGGAGCAAGACCCCAAACUGUUGUUCGGAGGAACAGACCCUAAGGAGUGGAAAGAUCUUCACAAACAACUUCAUCUUCAUGGACAAUGGAACGAUUUUCACAGAAAUGGAACUGUCAUCGGAACCGGUGCUGGACGCCAAAUCUGAGGUCACCUGUCAGCUUAUAGAUUUUCAGUGGAAACUGGGCGUGGCUGUGAGCUCUGACCAAUGCAGAUGGCUCAAGUAUCUGUAUGUGGCGGUGAUGCUAAAAGUGGCAGACCAUUCUGGCCAAGUAAACAGCAAGUCCAUCGAAAUGACAAUUCCACAGUUUCAGAAUUUCUACAGACAGUUCAAGGAAAUUGCUGCUGUAAUUGAAACUGUAGGAGAACUGAUUCGUGAUUCUAAAGUAAUGGACUCUACCAUCCAGAAAAAAAACUACAUGUGGGUCAAAGGAUAUUUAUGCAAUGAAAAUUGCACUUCUGGGACUGGAGAGAUUGCUUAGAGGUUAGGAGCACUGGUUGCUCUUCCAGAGGACCCAGGCUCAGGUUCAAUUC